Loxodonta africana (African savanna elephant) is the source of this 1049-nucleotide messenger RNA. RefSeq names its product RNA-binding motif, single-stranded-interacting protein 3-like. Gene Ontology annotation, molecular function: mRNA binding. The transcript is spliced from 3 exons. The record is from RefSeq and is a predicted model, not a curated record. Gene Ontology annotation, cellular component: ribonucleoprotein complex; cytoplasm; nucleus. NCBI's taxonomy places the organism in Eukaryota, Metazoa, Chordata, Mammalia, Proboscidea, Elephantidae. Bases 334 to 642 code for a protein of 102 amino acids.
GUUAAUAGAGAAUACAUUUACCUUAGUUCUAAUGCAGCAAGUUUAUCAGUCUUUGCUACAAAGGCUGGAGAGAGCUUGGCUUUCACGGAAGAUAUUCUCUCUAUGAGAAAUGUUUUGAGCUAGAAGAAAAUCUGGGGAAAAGAAUUGCCCCUAGUGAGAGCGCUUUUGAGAACAUGUUGGAGAAUGAAAUCUGGAUUACAGUUUAAGCAAAAGUUUAUCCAAUUGUGAAAUAAAUUUCUCAAUGUUCAUAACUUACUGCAUUUGUUUCUUUCCUUCCCAUAGCAACAAGAGCAAGACCCAACCAACCUAUACAUCUCAAAUCUCCCCAUUUCUAUGGACGAGCAGGAACUUGAGAAUAUGCUGAAACCCUUCGGACAUGUCAUUUCCACAAGAAUACUAAGAGACGCUAAUGGCGUCAGCAGAGGAGUUGGCUUUGCCAGAAUGGAAUCUACUGAAAAGUGUGAAGUGGUAAUUCAACAUUUUAAUGGAAAAUAUCUGAAAACACCACCAGGCAUCCCAGCCCCUAGUGAGCCUUUACUGUGCAAAUUCGCUGAUGGAGGACAAAAGAAGAGACAGAAUCAAAGCAAAUACACCCAGAACGGGAGGCCUUGGCCCAGGGAAGGAGAGGUGAGUCCUGAGUGAUAACUUUUGCUCAGAAAUUUGGAAACAGGCACCCCUUAGAAGGGCAUCAAAGCUGAUUUUGGGGACCAUGGUGAAAUUGGGUCCCGUGGAAACCAAAUGGCUUCAAAGAGGGUGAUGAGCAGGCUUAUGUAAAUGUGUUCAGAAACUCUGGUGGCAUAGUGGUUAACCGCUACGGCUGCUAACCAAAAGGUCAGCAGUUCAGAUCCACCAGGUGUUCCUUGGAAACUAUCUGGCAGUUCUACUCUGUCCUAUAGGGUCGCUAUGAGUUGGAAUUGGCUCCAUGGCAAUGGAUUUGGCUUUGGUUUUGGUUUGUAUAAACGUGUUCAAGAUAAAAUGAAUCUAGAAGGAUUUUAGGACUUCAAAAUCAGUCUCAGUUCUACGCUUCAUCAAGUUUUCUGUCUUUAAGA